Acanthisitta chloris (rifleman) is the source of this 948-nucleotide messenger RNA. RefSeq names its product aldolase C, fructose-bisphosphate (gene ALDOC). The transcript is spliced from 7 exons. Lineage: Eukaryota; Metazoa; Chordata; Aves; Passeriformes; Acanthisittidae. The annotation marks the transcript as partial. The record is from RefSeq and is a predicted model, not a curated record. Gene Ontology annotation, molecular function: fructose-bisphosphate aldolase activity. Gene Ontology annotation, cellular component: cytosol. Gene Ontology annotation, biological process: fructose 1,6-bisphosphate metabolic process; glycolytic process.
GGAGCAUGGCAAAGCGCCUCAACCAGAUUGGGGUGGAGAACACGGAGGAGAACCGCCGGCUGUACCGCCAGAUCCUCUUCAGCGCCGACAGCAGGGUGAAGAAAUGCAUUGGGGGGGUCAUCUUCUUCCACGAGACCAUGUACCAGAAGGCUGAUGACGGCACCCCCUUCGUCCAGAUGAUCAAGGACAAGGGCAUCGUCGUGGGCAUUAAGGUGGACAAGGGUGUUGUGCCGCUGGCUGGGACGGAUGGCGAGACCACCACGCAGGGUCUGGAUGGGCUGUGGGAACGCUGUGCCCAGUACAAGAAGGAUGGGGCUGACUUUGCCAAGUGGCGCUGCGUGCUGAAGAUCAGCGAGAACACCCCCUCCGCACUUGCCAUCAUGGAGAACGCCAACGUCCUGGCACGCUAUGCCAGCAUCUGCCAGCAAAACGGCAUUGUGCCCAUCGUGGAGCCAGAGAUCUUGCCUGAUGGUGACCACGACCUGAAGCGCUGCCAGUAUGUGACAGAGAAGGUGCUGGCAGCUGUCUACAAGGCACUGAGCGACCACCAUGUCUACCUGGAGGGCACCCUGCUGAAGCCCAACAUGGUGACCCCUGGGCACUCCUGCCCCACCAAGUACAGCCCCGAGGAGAUUGCCAUGGCCACUGUCACCGCUCUGCGCCGCACUGUGCCCCCAGCUGUGCCAGGUGUCACCUUCCUGUCUGGGGGUCAGAGUGAGGAGGAGGCUUCCAUCAACCUCAACGCUAUCAACACGUGCCCGCUGAUGCGGCCAUGGGCCCUCACCUUCUCCUAUGGGCGGGCGCUGCAGGCAUCGGCGCUCAGCGCCUGGCGUGGGCAGAGGGACAAUGCCACCGCUGCCACUGAGGAGUUCGUCAAGCGUGCAGAGGUGAAUGGGCUGGCGGCACUGGGCAAGUACGAGGGCAGCGGGGACGACUCGGGGGCCGCCG